This is a messenger RNA of Lachancea mirantina, 939 nucleotides long. The record is from the annotation of a GenBank genome assembly. Lineage: Eukaryota; Fungi; Ascomycota; Saccharomycetes; Saccharomycetales; Saccharomycetaceae.
AUGCAGUCAAACGACAACCACAUGGCGCUGCCUCAUGUGCUGCCCAAUCUCCCGGCGGACAACUCGCACCCACACCCCUCACUGCCGCCCAACGCGGCCCACACUGUGCUUUCCGUGAACGUACCGCCGUCGGCGGCUGCGGCGCAGAUGAGCGGCGCGCCGCUCAGCUCCGACGCCGGGUCCGCGGCCGGGUCUGCGGGGGUGUCCGGAAGCAGCUCGUCUGCGGGCUCGUCUGUGCGCAGCUCCAUUGGCUACGGCAGCAACAUCGGCGCGAGCGUCGGCGGCGCGCCCCCGCCACAGUCCACAUCCACACACCACCCUGUACCCCUUCCCCAGCUUGUGUACCAAACCGCUGCCGCGGGCCCGGCGGCAAUGGUUCCGAGCCAAGCGCAUGCCCUGGUUCAGCCGCAGGCUGCGCCUGCGUCUAACCAGGUCCCCGGUAUUCUUGCGCUGGGGCCCUCAGCCGCUGCUGUGGACGGAAGCCAUGGGGCGCUGCCCCUGCAGUAUGGGGCUCCGCCCGUGAACGCGCCGACGGGCGCAGGGAACUCCAUGGGCGCAAAUCGUCCCACGGGGCUUCCCGCGGUUUCCGGCCUGCCCCUGCCGGAAGCUGCCGGCAUCCCGGACUCGGGCUCUGUAAAACACGACCCCGAGCCGGACCAAGGGAGCGCCGACGGCGAGCAUGUCAACAUGCACGGCGUGCUCAUUGGCAAGUCGGGCAAGCCCCUACGCAAUACGAAGCGCGCGGCUCAAAACCGGACCGCCCAAAAGGCGUUCCGGCAAAGACGCGAGCGCUACAUCAAAGAGCUUGAGACAAAAGCUAAGGAGUACGAUAGGCUUGAGCAGGAGGUGUCCGUUCUCGGCCAGGAGAACCAAUCGUUGAAGCAGUACGUGCUCGAGCUGGAGCAACGACUGGGUGUACGGCACCACCCGGGCGUGUGA